Molecule: messenger RNA, 1176 nt
Organism: Sparassis crispa
Lineage: Eukaryota; Fungi; Basidiomycota; Agaricomycetes; Polyporales; Sparassidaceae
Product: Actin-related protein
Exons: 7
Coding region: 1-1176 (391 amino acids)
Biological process (GO): Arp2/3 complex-mediated actin nucleation
Cellular component (GO): Arp2/3 protein complex; actin cortical patch
Molecular function (GO): actin filament binding
Source: RefSeq, a predicted model, not a curated record
AUGGAUCCAUCUCUUCCGCUCGUCGUCGACAAUGGAACCGGCUUCGUGAAAGUAGGUUACGCAGGCUCCAAUUUCCCUGAACAUGUAUUCCCCUCUAUCGUCGGUCGACCCAUCCUGCGCGCGGAAGAGCGUGUAGGGUCUGCAGUGAUCAAGGAUAUCAUGGUCGGCGACGAGGCGGCGGAAAACCGCAACUAUUUGCAAGUCACCCAGCCGAUGGAGCACGGCAUCGUGCGCAACUGGGAGGACAUGAAGAUACUCUGGGACUACACCUUCGACGAGAAGCUCCACGUCAAUACACAGGGGCGCAAAGUGCUGCUCACUGAGCCCCCAAUGAACCCCAAGGCGAACCGGCAGCGCAUGUGCCAGGUCAUGUUCGAGGAGUAUGGCUUCGGUGGCGUGUAUGUUGCCAUACAAGCCGUGUUGACAUUGUACGCGCAAGGUCUGACGACGGGCGUGGUGGUUGACUCUGGGGACGGCGUCACACACAUCGUACCCGUCUACGAUGGCUUUGCCCUUCCACAUCUGACCCGACGUCUGGACAUCGCCGGCCGUGACGUGACGCGCUACCUCAUCAAGCUGCUACUCAUGCGCGGAUACGCGUUCAACCGGACAGCCGACUUUGAGACUGUACGUGAGAUCAAGGAGAAGCUAUGCUACGUCAGCUAUGACCUCGAGCUGGACACGCGACUAUCAGAAGAGACGACAGUGUUGGUGGAGACCUACACACUUCCAGAUGGCAGAGUGAUCAAGAUCGGCUCAGAGCGGUUUGAAGCGCCGGAAUGCAUGUUCCAACCGCACCUUGUCGAUGUCGAGCAGCCAGGAAUAGCAGAAAUGCUUUUCGAGACCAUCCAGGCUGCAGCGGUCGAUAUCCGCGCGGAGCUGUACAAGCACAUUGUGCUUUCCGGCGGAUCCAGCAUGUACCCCGGGCUGCCCAGUCGGUUAGAGAAGGAGAUGAAGCAGCUCUACCUCACACGGGUACUCCAUGGUGAUCCGACGCGGCUGAACAAAUUUAAGAUAAGGAUUGAGGACCCACCACGCCGCAAACAUAUGGUAUUCCUCGGCGGCGCAGUGCUUGCGGAUAUCAUGAAGAACCGCGAGGAAUUCUGGAUAUCGCGCGAGGAGUGGUUCGAGCAGGGCAUUCGCUCGCUCGACAAACUCGGGCGCGGCGAAAACUAA